Colletotrichum fioriniae is the source of this 1056-nucleotide messenger RNA. NCBI's taxonomy places the organism in Eukaryota, Fungi, Ascomycota, Sordariomycetes, Glomerellales, Glomerellaceae. The record is from RefSeq and is a predicted model, not a curated record.
AUGGCUGAGGUCUAUCGCAACGGUGUCAUCAACAUUGCCGCCACGGCUGCCUCGGGCGGAAAUGAGGGGCUGUACUUUGCACCUCACCCAAUUCACUCCAGGCAUCUUCGCAUAUCCUUCACUCAGUCCAUCGACGGCACACCCUCGGAGGAACCGACCAGCGGAGAAAGACCGCAUGUGGUAGAGCCUGGAGAAUACUUUCUUCUAAAUAGCAAAAUCUGGCAGCAUGGCGUCGAAGAGGCCCCUCUAAACACGCGCGGCUGGGUUUUGCAAGAACGGCUCUUCUCACCACGUGUUGUUCACUUUUCACGACAUCAGCUAUUUUGGCAGUGCGGCAUGGACUACCGGAUAGGACAAUUUGCGUACUCGAAUGAUCGCAUAGGAUCCUUUGGCAAGGCCUACACCAACCGAGAUCUGCGCGCAUUUUCUCAAGUACUAUGGCGUCUAAAAGGCAUGGCGAAAGAGGAUAAGGAUCCGUUUAUUCUCGAAGAGGCGUACCUUCCUUGGGAAGAAGUCGUGACGACGUACACGGCGCAGCACUUGACUAAAGGCGAGGACAAGCUCAUUGCAGUACAAGCUUUGGCGAAAGCCAUGGAGGAGGCGGUGGACGAUUGCUAUGUCGCGGGAUUGUGGGAGAGUCGGUUGGUUGAGGACCUGCUGUGGGCUUGUUCAGCACCGGGCGAUAGAGCGAGAUACUCGCGUCAGACGACGUGGCGCGCGCCUACGUGGAGUUGGGCCUCAAUUGAUGGCGGGUCGGUCAAGAAGGAGACUCUUACUGGGAGAUAUGCAGGGCGGAAAGUGUUUGAAGGAGAAGCUCUGGUCAAGAGUAUCAAGCACUACGUGGAGGGGUAUGACGGGGUCACGACCGGGCAACUCAGAGGUGCCCGUCUGCAGCUCGAAGGUUGCCUUUUGAAGAUUGCCACAUCUAGGGGAGGAGAGGCCAUGAUAAGUGAUAGUCACGUCAAGGGCAUCAGUAUGAGAUGCCCCGAUCCUAGAGGACCCAUCCCGCCUACAAGACUGAUGGAACAGACCCGAGGCCGUGCAUUGAAGGCUUAG